This is a messenger RNA of Myxocyprinus asiaticus (Chinese sucker), 1854 nucleotides long. RefSeq lists its product as uncharacterized. Bases 487 to 1470 code for a protein of 327 amino acids. The transcript is spliced from 4 exons. The record is from RefSeq and is a predicted model, not a curated record. Lineage: Eukaryota; Metazoa; Chordata; Actinopteri; Cypriniformes; Catostomidae.
GUCUGCAAAAACUCCUUUUUUUAUUAGCAGCUUUUAAAACGUCACAUCUGUUUUUAACUAAACCGAUAAUAAUGUGGCGACAAGCUCUCAGACGUGACUAUAUUCAUAAAAUACGUUUUUAAAAUAGUUUUUAAUGUAAAUGUGUCGGAGAUUCUCAAUUAUUGGUCUGUUAUUGAAGCAGAAGCUCUUGCGCGCGUAACUGCUGCGCGCUCCCUUUGAAGUGUCACCUUUGAUCAUUUCCGCGUGCAGCACGUGGCGGUGGGUGUGUCAUUGAGCUGAUCUGACCAAUAGCUGCACGGCGCUGGAGUGAUUGACAGAAGAUCGGUGGGUAUAAAAGCACCUGCAGCGCUCAGUGAUGAGAGAAGAAUCGAGAGGUGAGUCGAAACUUUAUUCGUAUUUCUUUGAACGCUUAAAACACGCUUUUCUGUGGUGGAUAUGUGCCAGUAAUAUUAAAACAGCGCUUUACUUCACUUUUGUUCUUUGAUAAUGUUAAAUGAAAAUAUUAGGUAUAUGUGUGCAGGGUCAGAGGUCAUGUUGUCUGCUGUAAAGCUCGUGUUCUGCUGCCUCGCGCUGAUACCAUGUUUGUUUGAGGCAAAAUCCCUGAUGAAUGUUAUCAUCAAACAGGAAGAUGUUGCUCCAGUGAGUAUCGACUCCAACAAGGCACAUGAGUUCCUGUCCAGUUCUCGACACAAACGCAACAUCGAUCCACGCUGGCACAGACAGACUCCAGAUUUCCAGGCAUAUUACAGAUAUUACAACAGCAUCGGACACACAGAAGGGUUGUAUGAGAUUGACCGGAUCAGGAUGUUGUAUCAACAGAUGAGGCACUUAGAAAAUGUUUAUGGUCCAAAUGCGUCAUACUAUCAGAGUAAACUUGGUGUUCCGGCUCUUCCGCCACUCCCCAAAUGUGAUCCGGCCAAAGACAAGACCUGCAAACCACCUCCACCCGCGAAAGCCCCGCCCCCAGCGGCAGUUAAAGCUCCUACCCCACCCCCUCUCGAGCAUGCGGACGUGAUAUACCUGUGCAACAACAAAGACCCCCUGUGUAAACCUCACAUCGUUUAUAUGCCCACUGGUGCUGUACCGGUGCUGUGUGACCCGCGAUACCACCCCACCUGCAAGCUUCAGGGACCGCCCCCUCCUGCACCUCCACCCACAAAAUCAGAGCCGCCCCCUCCACCCGCACCCAUCCUCUAUAAGGGGAUGGAAUACGACUGUGACCCGUACUGGGAUCCCGACUGCCUCAUCGAUCAACCGCCACGGCCCAUCAAAGUUAAAGCCCCACCCCCAGUGCCCAUAAUGGAAGAAGAGGAGGAGGAUGAGGAGGCAGAGCCAGCCCCGCCCCCACCCAUCGUUAAGAAACACCCACAUCUGUAUUACGGCCGCCUUCAUCCCUACAAUUACCAGUCUGAACUGUUCGACCCGCUGCGAUACGCAUAUCCUUCUGCUGACACGACAGAUGUAAAAUAAAGAUAAUGUUUCUCCUACAGCGCACGCACAUUUACACACGAUAAUAUCUAUGUGUGUGUCAUUUGGGUAAUACAUUGGCAAUGUAAAGGUUAACAUCUGAUAAAGUGUAAAACAUCACUUCUGAAUCCACACAGAGGUGAAUCUUCAUUGUCCAAACUCUUCACUGUGUGUUCUGAUUCAGAUUGUAAAGUUAAUAAAAGCGGUUGAGGGUUUAUGAUGCUGUUUUAUACAGUGUGUCUGUCUGUUUUUUGUUCACUCAGCAGGUUUGAGCCUCAUUAGUUUCAGCUUCACAGCUGUUUGUGUUUAAAGGUUUUUCCAGACACUCAGCAUGAACACACUAUAAACACACAAACAUGAACUCACACAGACAUAUAAAACACACAU